This is a messenger RNA of Phytophthora sojae, 738 nucleotides long. RefSeq lists its product as hypothetical. Bases 1 to 738 code for a protein of 245 amino acids. The record is from RefSeq and is a predicted model, not a curated record. Lineage: Eukaryota; Oomycota; Peronosporomycetes; Peronosporales; Peronosporaceae. The transcript is spliced from 2 exons.
AUGUCCCAGUUCCGCGUGGUGCAGCUGACGCAGGAGGCGCUCAAGGUGCAGUGCAAGACCGACGGUCAUGAGCACUGGGGGUCUCCGCUGCUCGACGUGCAGCAAUGGCAGAAGAAAGGUGAAGCGCAGCGCGCCACUCGCUUCUCCCAGGAUGGAGCUCUCUUCUGGGCCCUCGUGGAUAAAACUGAGGAGAAUCCCCAAACCUCAAACCCUUCGGUUCCCCUGCGUCUACCGUCGAAGCUCGGGGAGAUCGAGCGAGGCUUCUCGUACCAAAUCAGCUCGGUCUACACGCUCCCGGAGUUCCGGAAGCGCGGCCUUGCGGGUUUCUUCCUAACCGAAGUGGCCAAGCAGCUGGAGCAGCUGCCCCAAGCUCUCAUCUCUGGGCUCUACUCGGACGUCGGACCGACAUUCUACGACAAGCUCGGCUGGAAGUGCCACCCGUCCAAGUUGGCUACACUGGAGAUUGACCACCCUCGCAACACCAAGGCUGUCGACAACAACAACAGCAGCACUGAGCUCAAGUCAUUGGUACUGGAUGAUAAGCUGGACAAGUUCCUGGAAGCUGAUAACGCCCGCCUGGUGGACGCGCUGGCUAAUAGCGAGAAGUUUCAGAUUGAAGUGGCGGAACGCAAGCUCUCGCUGUCGAAUGCCAUGGUGUUUCGCCGCGGAAAUGUGGACGAUAGCAAGACGACAGCUCUUCCUCACUGGUUCUGCAACGAAAAGUAUGCUUGGGUUUAA